AUGACCCUGCAAGGCGAGGUGUCCACCGCGGCACCCACGGCGCCGCAAGAGGCGCCCGCGCCGCGCAAGCCCAGCGUGCGCCGCGCCAAGCCCGAGGUGUACAUCCCCCGGGACGUCCAGAUGGCCGCGAUGGACCCCAAGCUGUCGGGCUCCCUGUCGAGCGUGGUGGAGAACGCGAGCAAGCGCUGGUUCUACGAGGCCGCCGAGGAGGCGUACCGCGGCGACGUGAAGAUGCAGGCGCUCCUCGGACAGAUGCUCAAGGAGGGGUACGGCGGUCCCCAGGACGAGGAGCUCGGGCAGCAGUGGGCGGACAAGGCCCGGUCCCGCGGCUACCGCAUGAAGGGGGUCUAUUGCGAGAUCUAA
Messenger RNA from Pedinophyceae sp. YPF-701, 363 nucleotides. Lineage: Eukaryota; Viridiplantae; Chlorophyta; Pedinophyceae. The record is from the annotation of a GenBank genome assembly.